CAUUGCUAUUUCAUCAAUACAAGCUUAAUCAUAACAAGUGUUUGUUUUCUCUACGUAAAGUUCGUAAUCAGUCAAAAUAUGGAAAACAAAACAGUGAUUUUAAGUGUUCUGAUCGUGAUGAGUCUGAUCAUGGCGCAAACUCAAGUAGAUGCGAAGAGCUGCUGCCCGUCCAAGGCAAGUAGACAGGCCUUUAAUACUUGCCGUAUAAUUGGAACCCCCGCUUUCGCAUGUGAAGCAACCACUGGAUGCAAAAUAGUUUGGAGCUCAUGUCCUGAGGGAUAUAAUAAUCAUGCCAUUCUCGAAAACUCUGCUGAUACUAUCAAUGAAUACUGCAAUUUGGGAUGUGUCUUCUCCGCGUGUGGUGCCUUAACUACUCUCCAGAACUCCGACCGAAAUGCAAUAGUGAAUGGAGCGGUUGAACAAUGUACGAAGGCAUGUUCCACCUUAUGUACCAAGGGCUCUAUGACCGCAGUUGAAGCUACCUAAAUACGCAAAUCCACGAUCUGAAUGUUGUGUUUUCUUGUUUGGAAUAAAUGUUGGGUAUUUGAAAAAAUAAUAAUGCUAGACUCUAGUGCUAGUAUCUUAACAAGUUAAUGUUUCGUGGUUUGUGUAUGUGUCGUGGAAAUUAGAAAGCCGUUGAUCGUAGAUUGUAUAUGCAAUCUGCUGCUAAGGGCUGUAUAAUAAUAUAAAUAAAGAAUAGUGCGCCCUUUUUCUCGACUA
This is a messenger RNA of Brassica napus (rape), 720 nucleotides long. RefSeq names its product probable thionin-2.4. NCBI's taxonomy places the organism in Eukaryota, Viridiplantae, Streptophyta, Magnoliopsida, Brassicales, Brassicaceae. Gene Ontology annotation, biological process: defense response. The transcript has 3 exons. The record is from RefSeq and is a predicted model, not a curated record. The coding region runs from base 79 to 486 and encodes 135 amino acids.